Molecule: messenger RNA, 1215 nt
Organism: Lasiodiplodia theobromae
Lineage: Eukaryota; Fungi; Ascomycota; Dothideomycetes; Botryosphaeriales; Botryosphaeriaceae
Product: Mitochondrial substrate/solute carrier
Exons: 4
Coding region: 1-1215 (404 amino acids)
Biological process (GO): mitochondrial L-ornithine transmembrane transport
Molecular function (GO): L-ornithine transmembrane transporter activity
Source: RefSeq, a predicted model, not a curated record
AUGACCGCCGUCGCUGAUGGCCCGUUCCCGGACUCCGACCUCCAGGACCCUGCCGACCGCCGCCAGAAGAGACAUCCCAAGAACAAUGCGACCACAGGCGCCUCCGCUGCGGGCAUCCGCGCCCUUUCGGUGCAGUUCAUGACCUUCUACUUUCGUGCCCCUAUCAAAGCUUUCUUCCGCUCGCGCAUAGAUUACAUGGCCUACGCGAGAGCAAUCAAUCCGCUCGUUCAGGCAAACCUACCGUGGUCAUGGCGGAUGACAGCCCCUGCAAUCCUCGCCCAUGCCGUCCGGAGCCAUGGAUGGAGCUUCAUUCCGAAUCAGGUUCUGCCGCCCAUGCUGGCAAACGUUACGGUUGGGGCCGUCCUUUACACUGGCUACCUGCAGUGUCUCGGAGCCCUUCACGAACCGUCCUCCCACUCCGCGAAGAGAGUCUACCCACCUGCGCCCCCGCAGUGCACUUUUACUGCCGGAUUCGCAGCUGGAACCAUACAAUCUGUCAUUGCUGCUCCUCUCGAUGCCCUUCAGGUCCGCUUCCAAACCAGCGACAUGCUUGAAGGACGCUACAAAUCCAUGUGGCAGUACGGAGCACAUAAGCUCCAUGAAAUCGGUCUUCGUGGUGUCUUUGCUGGGUGGUCUUUAUCUGUUCUGAAGGAUUCCUUCGGCGCAGGCGUCUUCUUUGCCACUUUCGAGUAUAUCAAGUCGCAGAUGUACUACAACUUUGUGACUGAGUACUACGGGAAGCACACUCCUGUGUUCGAAUGGCACCCCUGGAGGUCAACCAUCCAAUACAUCGAAGGCGAGCGCCCUACAAUCAAACCUCACUUCAUGAUGGAGCCGACCUUCCUUUUGAUUGCAGGCAUCGCCGCAUCCGUAGCCCAGCAAGCGGUUGCGCAUCCCCUGACGGAAAUUCAGAACGUGCAUUACAGCCGUCUCGAAUCCAUGGAUUUUGCUGCCCAGCAAGAGAAGAGCAAGCGUUCCGCGUUUCGUAUGUACUAUCAUGCCUACGAAAAGACGUUUGAGCAGUGCCGCAUUCAAGCUCGGCGCAUCGGAGGCUGGAGGAAGUGGCUUUACAAAGACUUUUUCAUGAGCACCAUUCGUCAAGUCCCAAGUACCAGCGCCGGUCUGAUCGUUUUCGAAAUUGUUCGGAGAAAGUAUGGACUCGCUACAAACCCUGCUAGAAUAGAGAAAGAUGGCUACGAUAUUCUAUUGGACUAG